Molecule: messenger RNA, 2560 nt
Organism: Poecile atricapillus (Black-capped chickadee)
Lineage: Eukaryota; Metazoa; Chordata; Aves; Passeriformes; Paridae
Product: olfactory receptor 52I2-like
Exons: 2
Biological process (GO): G protein-coupled receptor signaling pathway
Cellular component (GO): membrane
Molecular function (GO): olfactory receptor activity; G protein-coupled receptor activity
Source: RefSeq, a predicted model, not a curated record
CAGGAUCAGGUCACACACCAACCUGGCUCAUUUCAGGAUGUCAGCUGAGCCCUGGCAAGCAACCAACAAAGGAACAAACCCUUCACAAGCAACAGACUGAAAGUCCCUUGGUUAUCCCUGGUGGCACAACCUGAAACAUCAGCUUCUUCCCCUCAUAGGAACUUCCCAGCCACAACAACCCCUUUUAUUCUGCAUUUCUGAUCCAUUCCCCCUAGCUGGUGCUCACAGAAUCCCAGGAUCCUGGUGCUGGAAAAGCCCUCCCAGCCCAUGGAGUCCCAGCUGUGCCCGAUGCCCACCUUGUCCCCAGGGCAGAGCCCUGAGUGCCACGUCCAGCCCUUCCUUGGGCACCUCCAGGGAUGGGCACUGCAAAGCUCCCUGGGCAGCCCCUGCCAAGGCCUGAGCUCCCUUUCCACGAAGAAGGGGUGAUAUGCUAAUAAUAAUUCUAAUAAUAAUGUGGAUUCCUGAUCUGGCUCUUGCACUGGAGCAGAGUCCCCAUCUCAUCCCCUGGUACCUCAGGACUCAAAACCUGGUGUAUGUAUUUAAACAUAAAUGAAGACUCUCCUGAAUGGCUUCUGAUCCCUUCAACAGGAGCUCCUCCUCCUCCUUCAUCCUGGUGGGUGUCCCUGGCCUGGAAGCUUUCUCCACCAGCCUGGGCAUCCUUUUCUGCUCAGCCUACAUCGUCUCCAUGGUAGGAAAUGGGGCGGUUUUGCUGGUCCUGGGGCUGGACAAGGCCCUGCGGGCCCCCAGCCAUUGCUUGCUGGGCAUGCUGGCGGUCAUCGACGUGGCCAUGGUCACAUCUGUCAUCCCCAGGAUGCUGAGCGUCCUCUGGCUGGGCUCUGCCGAGAUUGGCUCAGUGGCCUGCUUUGUGCAGGUGUUCCUGGUGCACUCCACGACAGCCGGGGAGUCGGGAGUGCUCCUGGCCAUGGCCAUUGACCGCUACCUUGCCGUCUGUCACCCUCUGCGGUACCGCUCCAUCCUGACCGGCCGAGCCAUUGUCCAGCUGGGCCUGGCCAUCGUGCUGAGGGCUCUCCUGUGCACGGUGCCCCUGAUGGCGCUGGUGACGUCCCUGCCCUACUGCGGCUCCCGCCUGGUGCCCCACUCCUACUGCGAGCACCUGGCCGUGGCCAGCCUGGCCUGCGCCGGCCCCGGGCCCAGCGGCCCCUACAGCGUGGCCUGGUCCUCCCUGAUAGUGGGGACGGACCUGGCCUUCAUCGCCGUGUCCUACGGGAUGAUCCUCAGCGCUGUCCUGGGGAAGGAGCCCGGCUGGAAGGCCCUGAGCACCUGUGGGUGCCACCUCUGCGUGGUGCUGCUGUUCUACGUCCCCGGGAUCGUGUCCAUCUACUGCCAGCGCUUCCCCGGCGCCGUGGCCGCGGGCACGCGGGUCCUGCUGGCCGACCUGUAGCUGGCCCUGCCCGCCACGCUCAACCCCCUGGUGUACAGCGGCAGGAGCCGGCAGAUCCGCCGGGCCCUGCUCAGAGUGCUCUCAGCCAGGAGGGUUUGUGCCUGAUGCAGGGUCUGUGGCUCUCCAGGCGUGUUCGUCUCUGCCAAGGCAGCCCAGGGAGUGCGGGAGGUGACAGGGGCCGGGAGACUUUAAUGAACUUUAAUGAGCUUUAAUGAACCCCUGCUCCAUAACGAGGGUAUUUGGGACUGGGAGCAAGAGCACACUCCAGGCCUUCUUCCCCUUCCUCCUCUCCAGGUGGUAGGAGCAGCAAGAACCCACCUUUGAGUUUAGAGAUGUUCCCAGUGCCAGGAACAGCCCUGUGAUAAUUUCAGGACUCCAGGCACAUCUGUGUCAAUGCACAGAUCCUGAUCCAGGUGGAGAGAUUUCUUCUGUGUUGUCUUCUUUAGCCCCCCUGGGCUAUCCCAGAGGUUCUCCUCUCUGGGCCCCUCUUGCCUAAGAGACUGAGAGGAUCAUGGAUUGUGGCUGAGCCCCAAACAGCUUUUCCAGGUUUCUGGGUGUUGGUGGAAACUGAGCACACUCAAAACUGAACCCUCCAAAGCCCUCUGUCCCUGCAGAGUCACAGAAUCACCAAGGGUGGAAGACACCCAGCUGGCUGUGAGGGUGGAAGAGGAGUGGAGGGAUGGGGCUGUAUCCACCGGCUGCUCCGGCACUGGCACAGGCUGCCCAGGGAAGUGCUGGAAUUACCAUUCCUGGAAGUCCAGGCAGUGUGUGGAUGUGGCAUGUGGGGACAUGUGUUAGUGGUGGGAUGGCAGUGCUGGGGGAAUGGCUGGGUUUGAUGGCCUGGGAGGGUUUUUCCAAACUUAAUGACUGUGAUUAAUGCAAGGAUCCCAAAGGAAAUCAUCAAACACGGGGUGUCCAGACACAUCUGGGGCAGAGCUCCACAGGUCACCCCCAAAAUCAUGGCAACGCAAGAGCUGGGUGCAUCACAGUUCAUCCCUCUGACCUCUUCUGGGUGGCUUGGAGCAGCCUGGUGAUGUCUGAGAGCUUCCACGAUGCAACAACCCUGCCCAGAGCAGCUGGGGCUGCCCCUGGAUCCCUGGCAGUGCCCAAGGCCAGGCUGGACAUUGGGAGCAGCUGGGACAGUGGGAGGUGUCCCUG